AUGGAGCGAUUGCAGAAGAUUGCCAAGGAGCACACCCAGCGCCGCCACGAUGAGAUGAUCCAGUUGGAGACAAAGAAGAUGGAGGCUGAGAAAGAGAGGGUCGAGGUCGAAAAGAAGAAGGCAGAGCAACAGGUGUUGGCCUCCAAGCUAGAGAUGUGGCACAAGCACGUGUUGUUCAACAUGGAGAGACGAGGUAUGUUGUAUGAGGCUGCUGCGGCGGAUGCAAGCGUGGUGAUGCCUUCCUUCAUGAGCUAG
Molecule: messenger RNA, 255 nt
Organism: Cryptococcus amylolentus CBS 6039
Lineage: Eukaryota; Fungi; Basidiomycota; Tremellomycetes; Tremellales; Cryptococcaceae
Exons: 1
Coding region: 1-255 (84 amino acids)
Source: RefSeq, a predicted model, not a curated record